GGUCCGUCCCCAGAUCCCUUCCAAGGGAGGGAGCCGCGGCCCGACCCUACAGCGUCCAGCUGCUCCAGGAGGGAGUCAGACACGGAGCUACAGGCCUUCUUAGACCUGAGGGACCAAACAGACAGCAACACAGAGGAAUGGGAGAAAAUUAACUACGACAUUCAUUCUAUUCGCUGCACCAGAAGAGAGGUCUGCACUCGAUGGAAGAAAAUACUACUGCAGCUCGGUCAGACUUUUGAUCUAUACUCUCGUCUUAAUUCAUCGUUACCAGUCCGAGUGGAGUCCUUGCUGGGUAUGAAUUCCCGAGAGACCGGGCGGCAGAGUCUGCCGAGAGCCGAGGAGCUCCUACAACAUCUGCGGGACCACAGCGCUCUGUUUCCCCCUGGUGGCGGUCCGCAGAAUAGAUACCUCCACGUAAUGGACUGCCUGGUGUCACUGGACAGUGCUGAAGACUUCAUCAGGCUGGCCACCGAGAAAUACCCUAAGACAGAAAUAUCUCUGUGACGAAAGGAAACGAGAAGGAACUUCACCACUGGCAGUCCGUGGUUUCCAGCCCAGGCCCCAGAAGUUCUGCUAUAAUGUAGUAGGACUGCUGGAGCCCAAAUUAGUCCAAAUGAAAUCACUGAGAAACAUUUAAAACCUCCAUACAUGUCUACAAUGUCUUUGUUUUUGUUCUUAUCAGGUUCUUAUUAUUCUUGCUUAAAUGUGUGCCUUUGUAUAAAAGGGACCGGCAACUGGCGUUCACAGUUCAUAGGAAGUAACAGAAAUGAUGUUGCAGCAUUGUGGUAUAGUGUUACACAUCAAGACCCAAUCUCAGCCUGCAUGCAGUUCUCUAUACCGAACCAUGACAUGAAAACCACAGGAAAGGGAGACUUAACGUACCCUAGUUUCGUCGCGUUGUGAAAUCUCUCAACAGAUGGCGUUUUUUUCAUGUUGAUUGCUAUGUUCCCACUGGGUACCCACUUUUUUUGUAUUUAAGCUACAAAACCAUAUCCUUGUUACAUUACAACGUGCCUAUUAAUACAGUACUCUGAAGUCUUCCAUCAACCUAAAAUGAAACACACAAACUAACACUACUGUCCUAUUAGUGUUAUUGACGUUCAUCCUGCUUGUUACACAUCUUCUGUAUUAGUUUAGUGUGAGUGCGGACCUCCUGGUCUGUUUGUUAAGUAAGUAAUCUCUGGCUCUUAUUGAUAGCGGUCAGUGCCUCCCUGCGAAAGCCAUUGUUAGGGGAUGGAGACAGUGAGGUAAAGAGAGGUCAAGUCCCCACAAAUCAGUGAUUGUCUACCAGCUAGCUCUAUCAUUUUGGUGUUUAAACCUCAUUAUUCAGUACUAGACUAGAGCCUGUCUGUCUCCAGUGUCUGUCUGUCUGUCCGGUUCGGCAAACACAGACAGAGGGGGAGGUCUGUGGAAAAAGUGAUGUGGCCGUAAUGCGAUGAGCCUGUUCCCACUCAGGCAGACCAAAAGCAUACUCCUCAUCUGUCUACCAGACCACCCCCUCCCCUGACAGCAACCGGCUGCAAACAGAGACGCUAUGCAACUGGUGUGUAGUCUAGUGGGGUCUCCACACGGUCUGUCCCUACUUUAUCUGAAGGACUAGAUCAAAUAAACCUAGAAUGAUGUCUAAUGCAAUGAUGUCCUGUAGUUCCAGGGGCCACUUUUCGAUUUUUGCUUUCUAAUGGAUGGAUCAGCCUACCUCAACUACGUGGACUGUACUGAACAUUGGAUCUAUCCUUCAAACAUUUGGGAGGACAUUCUCACGUGUGAUGAAACAUUUAUAUACAGGUUGAAAUGGCCACAUGGGUGUAUGUCAUGUUCCGAUGCAUGAUGCACAUUGAUUAUUGUUAAAGGGGUAAUAUUAUUCCACCAGGUGUGCGUGUCACUGGUGGCAUAAUAUAACCCCUUUAAUUACAGAAUUCAAAGUGCAUUUUGGAGUUCUGCCGUCCAUUGCUUAAUGUCUCAUGUCCCCGUAUCCAAGGGUCACCUUAUUUUUGUGUGGCUCUACUGAGCUGCUCAGUUUUAUAAGAAAGAGGUAGAGUUUAACCACCAGAAGUAGGGUCUGGUGACAUCACAGGAAGUAGGUUUUAAACUGCCUGUGAGUCGAUCGAUCAGAUACCCAGAAGACCUUUGUCGUUUACUCCCUCGUGAAAUGUGUGUGUGUGUGUGUGUGUGUGUGUGUGUGUGUGUGUGUGUGUGUGUGGGUGUGUGUGUGUGUGUGUGUGUGUGUGUGUGUGUGUGUGUUCAUCUAGGUGGAACAUAUACUACUGAGAAACAGUUCCAACAAAAAUCCAACCCCGCACCGACGCCGGUUAGUUACACCAACGUUGGAUCAGUGAGUGUGAGUGGCAUGUGUGAGCGUGUGUUUGUGUGUAUGUGUG
Messenger RNA from Gadus morhua (Atlantic cod), 2378 nucleotides. RefSeq names its product melanoregulin. The record is from RefSeq and is a predicted model, not a curated record. Gene Ontology annotation, cellular component: melanosome. Lineage: Eukaryota; Metazoa; Chordata; Actinopteri; Gadiformes; Gadidae. Gene Ontology annotation, biological process: melanosome transport; melanocyte differentiation.